Molecule: messenger RNA, 1797 nt
Organism: Oryza sativa Japonica Group (Japanese rice)
Lineage: Eukaryota; Viridiplantae; Streptophyta; Magnoliopsida; Poales; Poaceae
Product: cytochrome P450 71A1
Molecular function (GO): heme binding; monooxygenase activity; oxidoreductase activity, acting on paired donors, with incorporation or reduction of molecular oxygen
Source: RefSeq, a predicted model, not a curated record
GUUUCCCAUAUCGAACUCGUACGUGUCGCUCGUGCGACUUCCGCCAAAUUUUCCCCAAUCCGUUGUGCACGUACUUACGCGGCCACCAAACGAACACCUGUUGCAUGCACGCGCACAAACGGCGGUGUGCAACCAUGGCCGUCUCGCUCGUCGUCGUCGUCGUCGUCGUCAUCGCCAUCGUCGUGCCGCUCCUGUACCUCGUGCUGCUUCCUGCCUGGAAGCCGGCGCGGCGGGACGACGGUGACGGUGGAAUGAGGAGGAGGCUUCCGCCGUCGCCGCCGUGGGGGCUCCCGCUGCUCGGACACCUCCACCUGCUCGGCGCCCUGCCGCACCGGGCUCUCCGGUCCCUCGCCGCGGCGCACGGCCCGGUGCUGCUGCUCCGUCUCGGGCGCGUCCCCGUGGUGGUCGUGUCGUCGGCGGCCGCCGCCGAGGAGGUGAUGCGGACGCGCGACCUGGAGUUCGCGAGCCGGCCCAGGGUCGCCAUGGCCGAGCGGCUGCUCUACGGCGGCCGCGACGUCGCGUUCGCGCCCUACGGCGAGUACUGGCGCCAGACGCGCCGCAUCUGCGUGGUCCACCUCCUCAGCGCGCGCCGCGUGCUGUCCUUCCGCCGCGUCAGGGAGGAGGAGGCCGCCGCGCUCGUCGCCCGCGUCCGCGCCGCGGGCGGCGCCGUCGAUUUGGUCGAGCACCUCACCGCCUACUCCAACACCGUCGUCUCCCGCGCCGUGUUCGGCGACGAGAGCGCGCGUGGCUUGUACGGCGACGUCGACAGGGGGCGCGUGCUGAGGAAGCUGUUCGACGACUUCGUGGAGCUACUCGGGCAAGAGCCGAUGGGGGAGCUCCUGCCAUGGCUCGGGUGGGUGGACGCUUUGAACGGAAUGGAGGUGAAGGUGCAGCGCACAUUUGAGGCGCUGGACGGCAUCCUCGAGAAGGUGAUCGACGACCACCGUCGCCGCCGCCGUGAGGUCGGUAGGCAGAUGGACGACGGCGGCGGCGGCGAUCACCGGGAUUUCGUGGACGUGUUGCUCGACGUCAACGAGACGGACAUGGACGCUGGUGUUCAGCUCGGCACGAUCGAAAUCAAGGCCAUUAUACUGGACAUGUUCGCGGCGGGCACGGACACCACGACGACAGUGAUAGAAUGGGCCAUGGCGGAGUUGAUCACCCAUCCGGAUGCAAUGCGCAACGCGCAGGACGAGAUCAAGGCGGUCGUCGGCAUCACCAGCCACAUCACCGAGGACCACUUGGACAGGCUACCUUACCUCAAGGCUGUACUUAAGGAAACGCUCCGGCUGCACCCGCCGCUCCCACUACUUGUGCCACAUGAACCGUCGUCAGAUACCAAGAUCCUGGGCUAUAGCAUCCCGGCAUGCACUCGAAUAGUGAUCAACGCGUGGACUAUCGGCCGUGACCAGGCGACAUGGGGAGAGCAUGCGGAGGAGUUCAUACCUGAGAGAUUCCUGGAGAGUGGCUUGGACUACAUAGGGCAAGACUUUGUGCUAGUGCCAUUUGGUGCCGGUAGGAGGGGGUGUCCUGGGGUCGGGUUCGCUGUGCAAGCCAUGGAGAUGGCAUUGGCGAGCUUGCUGUACAAUUUUGACUGGGAGACGAGAGUGGUGGAUAGGAGGAGCGAGUUUGGGACUUCAUCACUAGACAUGAGUGAGAUGAAUGGGCUUUCAGUCCGUCUCAAGUACGGACUACCCCUCAUUGCUAUAUCGCGCUUUCCUUAAUAUAAAAGGGAUUGUAUGUAUUUAUGUUGCCACAUUAAAUAAAAUAAAAAAAUUUAACAUGAGUUUCACGAUA